UUCCAUCAAGUUCGAAUCCUGCCAUCUAUUACUUUUACUUUACAUUUAAAGAUUGCUUCCAACACACACAUUGAUUCAUAUGAUUAUAUCUAUCAUUUUCACCUCCAUAAUAUUUAACAGAUUUAACUCGGUAGAGAAGAAAGAGUUGUACUAGCUUCAUGCCUCGGACCACACUACUAAGAGCAGGAUAUCAAAGCCUAAAUCAUUCCGAUAGAAAUCAUGUUGAUUUCGUCAAAAGUGACCUUCAAGAUGAAUCGCAACUCGUGGUAGACUUUCUGGUUCGUAUCAUGGUCUAUGUCACACUCAUGGUGGUGAUCAUGGUCAUGAUUAUGUUAAUUAUGAAGUUCAUGAAAGUUUAUGAUCAAGAGGCGGACUCUGUAGUGGCUUCGUCGUCAGAGACUGACAGGUUGUUACCAAAGGAGACGAUGUCGUACUUGGAUUAUGGAACAUGCUGUGAGCAGGAUUCAGUGCUGAAGAAUUAUAGCAGCAGCUCAUCGGAGGACUUGUAUGACGAAAAUAUAUGCAUAAUUUGUUAUGACAACUCGAGGAAUUGUUUUUUUGUUCCUUGUGGCCAUUGUGCUACUUGUUGCGCUUGUGCCAAGAGGAUUGUUGAUGAUGGAGAAAACAAGAAUUGUCCGAUAUGCAGAAGAUUGAUUCAAAAAGUGAGGAAAUUGUUCACUUCAUAGUACCGGUUGCUUUCUUUUUCUUUACAGCUCUUUAAUGUUGCUAAGUAGAAUGAUUAUCACUGGGAGAGAGUGAAAAUUUUCAGAGAUGGCUGCUGCUGUGUCAAAAUUGCAUCAUAUAUAUAUGAUUUAUUAAGUGGUUUAUAA
Messenger RNA from Daucus carota subsp. sativus, 830 nucleotides. RefSeq names its product E3 ubiquitin-protein ligase APD2. Bases 159 to 686 code for a protein of 175 amino acids. NCBI's taxonomy places the organism in Eukaryota, Viridiplantae, Streptophyta, Magnoliopsida, Apiales, Apiaceae. The transcript has 4 exons. Gene Ontology annotation, molecular function: ubiquitin protein ligase activity. Gene Ontology annotation, biological process: cell cycle; protein ubiquitination. The record is from RefSeq and is a predicted model, not a curated record.